Acanthamoeba castellanii str. Neff is the source of this 525-nucleotide messenger RNA. RefSeq lists its product as uncharacterized. The record is from RefSeq and is a predicted model, not a curated record. Bases 1 to 525 code for a protein of 174 amino acids. Lineage: Eukaryota; Discosea; Longamoebia; Acanthamoebidae. The transcript has 3 exons.
AUGCGCAGCAGACAGCGACACCUCAAGAGCUUCGCCGUAGUGACGGCCUACCAGUGCCGUAGUGCGUCGGGAUUGAGGUGGUACAGUUCGGCGCCACCGCAGCAAUCGCCCAAGACCCGCCGAGUGCUCUUUGGCCUCGAAACCGAUGCGAGCACACUGCUGUGGGGUGGCGGCUUGCUCGUGUUGGGCCUGGGCUCCAUCUAUGGGACCUACUACAAGAUGCAACGGGAUGAGCGACGGGAGCAGAGGCGACUCGAGCGCAAGGAGACGCGGGACAAGAUCGUGGGCACCGUGUUGGACAAGUUCGGCAACAAGACGACCAACGCGAGCGCCAAGAGCCAGCACGCUGCUGCUGAGACCGCUGCCACCCAAGAAGAAGAAGAAGAAGACGACAAGCGACGGUCCGCCACGCCGCCGACAGAGAAGAAGGAAGAGUCUGUGGAGGGGCAGCACAAGGCGAAAGAGGGCGUGAGGGAAAAGCUGCGCUCCCUUCGCCACAGCAAGCGCCCGAGCAGCGAAGAGUAA